Messenger RNA from Leptidea sinapis, 1166 nucleotides. RefSeq names its product trypsin-7-like. Gene Ontology annotation, molecular function: serine-type endopeptidase activity. The coding region runs from base 98 to 919 and encodes 273 amino acids. The transcript has 6 exons. The record is from RefSeq and is a predicted model, not a curated record. Lineage: Eukaryota; Metazoa; Arthropoda; Insecta; Lepidoptera; Pieridae. Gene Ontology annotation, biological process: proteolysis.
UAUAAAUUGACUAGUUAUUAAAAUGUAUGACAUACUCAUAUAGAAACAUAUAAAAGCUGUAUUAUUUAAACAUUUAAAUAACUGAUGCAAGCAGUCAAUGUUUGCUGUUUUGAAAAUGGAACCAACAAAACUAUUUUUUUUACUCUUCGCAAUGUUACUAGUGCAAGGUACUUACUGCGAAAUUCGUUUAUCAUCCACAUUGGAGGAAAGCAAAAUCGUUGGUGGCCAAGUAACUUCAAUUUCGAAGUUGCCAUAUCAAGUGUUAGUAUAUGCACAUAAUAGUCAAGGGCGUUUCAUAUGUGGAGGAUCAAUACUAAAUGAAAAAUAUAUAUUAACAGCUGCACAUUGUAUUUACGGGAUGCAAUCUGUUGAAGUAGGGGUAGGAUCAACAGAAAGAGAAACAGUAGCGAAAAUACCGCUUAUACAAGCUAAAUGUUUUGUGCAUCAUCCGCUUUAUAAUGCAACCAGCAAUGAUUACGAUGUAGGUUAUUUAAAAUUAUGUAAACCCUUGAAUCUCGAUGGACCAAAAGAGAAAGCGGUCCAUAUAGUACAAGCGGGAUCAAAAGUUCCAGUUGGUGCUAAAGUUACCGUGUCAGGUUGGGGCAAAACUGUUGAAAAUGGAUCCUUAUCUGAUGUUUUAAGAGCAGUGGAAUUGAACAUAAUAUCAGUUGUCGAAUGUCGCAAAUACUAUGGGAAGGAAACCAUUACUCAGCGAAUGAUCUGCGCUGGAGUACGUGAAGGUGGCAAAGAUACAUGCCAGGGUGAUUCCGGAGGACCUUUGGUGUAUUCAUCCACAAGGAAACAGGUUGGAAUCGUGUCUAGUGGAUACGGAUGUGCUCGACCUGGUGUACCCGGAAUAUACACAAACCUUGCCAACCCAGGCAUUAGGAGCUGGAUUAAAAAACACACUGGGGCUUAAAUUCAUCCAAAUGACAUUUUCUUUAUUAUUUGUAACUAGCUGACCCGACAGACGUUGUUCUGUUCAUAAUAAAAAAUCUUGCAAUUUCGUAAAAUCCGUUCUUAGCUGACCUGUACUCGGUGAAAAGAAUAUUCCUAAAAAAUUUCAAGUCUUUAGCUCUAAUGGUUCCAGAGAUAUCGUGAUGAGUGACUAUAUACGUGGAAAUCUCUUUAAUAUAUAUAGAUAAAUAGAACAGUUUAUUAUUUUA